GGUCAGGGAUUGGACGUUUGCGCCGUAGGAGUCUUCUGUGUGUGUCCAGUUUAUGAAAUAUAAGCGUUAAUAAAGCGUUGUCGUUAAGUAAUAAGCGUUAAUAAACGUAAUGAGGAGACGGAGCAGCGGCAGCGCGGCCAGGAGACGCACCGAGAGCUCGGGGUUUGACGAGUUCGGCUUUGCGCUCAGGGGGGAACAGAGACUGCAGGGCAGAUGUCACCAGUACAGCUACCCGCAGCCGAACUCGGCCGAGGCCAAGGAGCUCCGUGGACUCAUCAGCUGUUGGGACGGAUCCAGCGUCACUUGCAGAAACCAGAUUGAACACUUUAUGAAGAUGGGGAUCCCUCCUGUGCUGCGAGGACGUGUGUGGAGGUGUCUCCUCGACAUUGACACCCUGAGGGCAACCAGCAAGUUCUGCUACCAGAAAUGUCUGAGAGAAGUUCGGGAGCCCCUUGUGGACUUGGGGUUCAACGAGUACAGUGUUUUGUCAGCCAUCGCCAUGCUGAAUGACGCCCAUGACCAGAACCCCUUCUGGCUCCUCCAGGCCUGCUCCGUGUCCACCGACGACUUGGUCAUCCUUCACCAGAUUGCACUGGACUUACGACGGUCCUUUCCUACGCAUCGGUCCUUGAUGGGAGACACGCCCGAGGCCAUUGAAGGACAGGCCAAGCUUUUCCGAGUUCUCGUCGCGUACGCCAGGUACAACCCCAAAAUCGGUUACAGCCAAGGUAUGUCUCACAUUGGUGCGGUGUUGCUGAUGAACCUUCCGGAAGAAGAGGCCUUCUGGGCCCUCGUCGCCCUGCUGGAGUCUCCUAAGUACCUUUCUGGGCUGUUUGAUCACUCAUUGGACAAAAUCCAGCACCAGGUUGGAGUUUUCCACCAGCUCCUGAAGCACCGGAGUCCACGCCUCUUCCAGCACAUAGAGGAUGUGGGGGUGUCUUCCUUGCACUAUGCGAUGCCCUGGUUCCUGUCCGUCUUCACCUCGCUGCCCUGCUGGGACUCGGUGAUGGCCAUAUGGGAUCUCGUCAUGCUACACGGGAUGUUGGCUCUGUUCCGUGUAGGACUGACCAUCAUUCAUCUCUUGGAGCCACAGCUGCUGCGAAUGAAGGACGAGGCCCUGGUGCUGCCGCUUCUACUGCACGUGCCUGUGGAUGUGGCUCAGCACUGCAUCUUGAUCCCAGCCCUGUGGAACACUGAGGUUCAGGAGUGGGAGGUGAUCUGCAUGAAUAGUCUGAUCCUGGAGGAGGCUGGAGAUGGCUCUUGCCACCUGGGACAGGUGGCUGAGUCUCCAUCAGCCAUAAAGACCAGGUCUCGGAAGAAACUGGAUUUGGAGGAGGGACUCAAGGAGGCUGCUGCAGGCAGAGCGAAGUCUGCCAAGACAGCCAGGUGGACAGUGAAGACCUCCAUCCUUCGCAUACUAAAGAAUGCUCGGCGUUACCUGGGUAACUCGGUCCAUGGGCAGGGUGAGGAUAGCCAGACCCGUCUCACGUCGCAUGCCAACCCCUCGCUGUCAGACUCCUGUAAGACACGGCCGGCCUCUCUCCUCACCCGAGCACAGGGAGCUGAUAGCAGUGCAACUCCUAAAGAGUGAAAUGGAUGACCAUUCCAGAAGUGUUCAAGAGUCACAACUUAUCUGAAGCUGACGGAACAUCUGCCCCCACGGCGGUUACAGCCCCAGACCCUCAGUUGUCAUUUAAGGUGUUCAUCAAGGCUCUCUUUUGGGAACAUUGCAAAAGUGUGUUAAACCAUCCAUGUUCACCCCAGUACUUUGAGUGUCCUCUAUAGGACCAUGUUUCCAAUGAAAUGUCCCACCCAGCUAAAUUUGUGUCACUAGACAUUCACACCCAGUGGUUUCACUCAGGCUCAAGAGGUUUAUCACCUGUGGAAGGCUGGUAAUGGCAUCAUAAUGGCAGGUAAACAGAAGGUGUGAAAAGUCCCCUGGUCACUUAGUGCCCUUGAGGAGCCUCUCAAACCUGCAGGUUGAACACAUUUUUCUCUGGGUGUAGUUCAGUCGUCUUUUUCUUACUCUUCCUGUCACAAACUCUCUGUUGAACACUUUUUCGGAAGCACCCUGUAAUGUGACAAAGAACAAUGACACUAGAGGUUCAGCAGUCAUUUGGAGGAACAUUUCUCUGAUGUGGGUUGUUUUUAAACUUUUGAAAAGUGGUAGUAAUGUUGAAGUCAAAUGUUGUGGAUAUAUGUUGCAGGGAGA
Messenger RNA from Scleropages formosus (Asian bonytongue), 2212 nucleotides. Its product is annotated as TBC1 domain family member 10A. The transcript has 13 exons. Bases 110 to 1591 code for a protein of 493 amino acids. Gene Ontology annotation, biological process: regulation of GTPase activity. NCBI's taxonomy places the organism in Eukaryota, Metazoa, Chordata, Actinopteri, Osteoglossiformes, Osteoglossidae. Gene Ontology annotation, molecular function: small GTPase binding; GTPase activator activity. The record is from RefSeq and is a predicted model, not a curated record.